This is a messenger RNA of Misgurnus anguillicaudatus (oriental weatherfish), 1146 nucleotides long. Its product is annotated as GTPase IMAP family member 9-like. Gene Ontology annotation, molecular function: GTP binding. The record is from RefSeq and is a predicted model, not a curated record. Lineage: Eukaryota; Metazoa; Chordata; Actinopteri; Cypriniformes; Cobitidae.
UAAAAAUUCAGUUGCAUUUGAGGCGAACUGCUGCAGGAGAAAAAAUGUUUGCGCGUCUAAAUUGUCUGUGUUGUUAUUGUCCUUCAGCACAUCAACCAAACACACCGCUUCGCAUUGUAAUGAUUGGAAAAACUGGAGUUGGGAAAAGUGCAGUUGGAAACUGCAUUCUCGGUAGAAAAGCUUUUAAAUCAUCACCAUCUGCAAACUCUGUUACUCAUACAUGCGGAAAAGAAAAGGCGAAUGACAAAAGAGACAUUUAUGUGAUUGAUACGCCUGGAGUCUUGGACACCAAUAAAUCACUAGAUAAGAUUAAACCAGAAAUCGUGAGAUGCAUUCAGGUGUCAGCACCAGGUCCUCAUGUGUUCCUGCUGGUGAUACAAAUUGGCCGUUUUACAACCGAGGAGCAAAAUUCUGUUCGAGCUCUACAAGAGCUCUUUGGUAGAGAUGCUUCAAAAUAUAUGAUAGUAGUCUUCACUCAUGGAGAUUCGCUUAAAGGUCAGACAAUCCAAGACUAUGUCCAAAAAGGCCAUGGUGAACUCCGAAAAGUCAUCCAGAGCUGUGGAAGUAGAUAUGUUGUUUUUGAUACCAGAAACAUUAGGAAUCGAUCUCAGGUGCAAAUAUUAAUUGAGAAAAUAGAUGAGAUGGUGGCAGCCAAUGGGGGAGGUCACUUUUCUCAAGAAAUGUAUGAAGAAGCAGAAAAAUUGAUUCAACAACAACAACGACAACAGAAAAUAAACAGAGAGCUUGCAGAGCUUCUGGAGUAUGAUUUUAGGUUUUUUAGGAUAUUGGAUGAUAGAAUUCCUUUGUUCCAACAAAUAUUGCUUGGGAACUAUUUCCAAAAUCUUGGGUUUGACGAUCAAAUGUUAUAAAUAUCACAUAUAACUGUCAGAGUGACAUAAUGAGCCUCUUGUAUUUUUACAUUAUUUUUUGUGUAUUUUAUGUAUUAUUUUCUUUAAAAUCAAUACAGUCGUUUUUAAAAUGGGUAAAAAUAAUCAAAUUCAGAAACAAACUGAUUACAUUUGUAUGCCUAAGUUUACUUUAGUUGUUUUAGUUAUUUUCAAUGCAGUCAAUUAAACUACACCAAGUUAUUUAAGCUUGUACAAAUGUUUAUUAAUUAAAUAUAGUGAAUAUUAUUUGGAUUAUGCA